This is a messenger RNA of Australozyma saopauloensis, 645 nucleotides long. RefSeq lists its product as uncharacterized. Bases 1 to 645 code for a protein of 214 amino acids. The transcript has a single exon. The record is from RefSeq and is a predicted model, not a curated record. Lineage: Eukaryota; Fungi; Ascomycota; Pichiomycetes; Serinales; Metschnikowiaceae.
AUGUUCAAGACAUUUGAUACCAAAAGAGACUUUCCACGAAUCAGUGCUAGUGGACCACUUGUAAAAACGCAUGUUGAAUUGAUCAAGACACAGGCGCCUAUCUAUCAACAGAGAUUGAGAAGCUACCAAGUAAAGGCGCAACUGCAAGAUCUCAGAAAUUUGGCGACGCUAUGGGAUGGGUAUUUCUCUGAUUCUAUCAACCGUGCGCUAAGUUCGGGUGAGCGGUGCUUACUGGCAUUAGCUGAAUUCGACAAAGUCGUCACUACGGAAGGAUAUAGGAUGAAUGAUGAGAAGGCACAGAUUUUGAUUGGGAUUCGGACCAAUUGUGAUUUAUUGACCUCCAUCACUUCCACAAUGAACGAUAAUUGUAUGGAACUUUCUCAAGACGUGAUUCCGAGCCUAAGAGGUUGCGAUCAAUUUCUUGAGUUUAGGGUAUUCUUGUCAGACUCUAUUAAUGAGCUUUCGUCAACGUUAUUUUUUACUCAGUCAGCUCUCACAAACAUAUCGGCUUCAAUCGGUCCUUGUCGUCGCCACCCACAAGAUCAGAAGGGUGAGGUUAUGUUUUUUGCAGUUCUCGUGUUCGGGGGCAGUUUCAUUUUCAUGUGCUUAUUGACGAUUAUCACCAAGUUCAAGUCAAGUCUGUGA